Molecule: messenger RNA, 7665 nt
Organism: Bombyx mori (domestic silkworm)
Lineage: Eukaryota; Metazoa; Arthropoda; Insecta; Lepidoptera; Bombycidae
Product: probable RNA-directed DNA polymerase from transposon BS
Exons: 2
Coding region: 1535-3043 (502 amino acids)
Source: RefSeq, a predicted model, not a curated record
ACAGUGCGUUUUAUCCUUCCCUUUUCCCGUUUUUUGAACAAUCGUUGGAGUAGUGAGUUAGACGUCCUUACAACCUUAUCGAGUGAAAUAAUCGCGCUUCAAACAUUAAGGUAGGUGAGAAAAAUACUUUUUUUUUACUUUCUAAAUAAAUAGUUAGCGCUUACGGUACUUCAGAACGGCAUUCGGAGUAAUAAAGGACGCGUCCGACAAUCUCGUUCUAGCGAUCGACUUUUUUCAGUCGAUCAACUUUGAGCGUGUUAAUGCUUUGGGUGACGCCAUUCGCGCCGCCUCCACUGCACAACACUUCAUCGCCGUUGUGCAAGAAUACGCUGACGUAUACGCGUCGUUAAAUACGUACGUCCUCCCCUCACUCCGCCGGUAAUAAAUGGCGUACAUAAGUAGAAUAAAGCCCCUAUCCGUAACGAUAGGAUUUUUUAACGCUUACGGUCUCGCAAAUCAACGUGAUCAGGUUUGUGAUUUUUUGCGUGACCAUCAAAUUGACAUCUUUUUGGUGCAGGAGACCCUGCUUAAGCCCGCGCGCCGCGAUCCUAAUAUCGCGAACUAUAACAUGGUUAGGAACGACAGGCUCACUGCUCGUGGUGGUGGUACCGUCAUUUACUAUAGACGAGCCCUGCACUGCGUCCCACUCGACCCCCCCGCGCUUUCUAACAUCGAAGCAUCAGUAUGCCGAAUCUCACUGACUGGACACGCGCCGAUCGUUAUCGCGUCCGUUUAUCUUCCACCGGAUAAGAUCGUUCUAAGCAGUGAUAUCGAGGCGCUGCUCGGCAUGGGAAGCUCUGUCAUUCUGGCGGGCGACCUUAAUUGUAAACACGUCAGGUGGAACUCGCACACCACAACCCCGAAUGGCAGGCGGCUUGACGCGUUAGUCGAUGAUCUCGCCUUCGAUAUCGUCGCUCCGCUAACCCCGACUCACUACCCGCUAAAUAUCGCGCAUCGCCCGGAUAUACUCGACAUAGCGUUAUUAAAAAACGUAACUCUGCGCUUACACUCGAUCGAAGUAGUUUCAGAGUUAGAUUCAGACCAUCGUCCCGUCGUUAUGAAGCUCGGUCGCGCUCCCGAUUCCGUUCCCGUCACGAGGACUGGUGGAUUGGCACACGCUGGGCAUCAGCCUGGCUGAAUCUGAUCCACCAUCGCUCCCGUUUAGCCCGGACUCUACUCCGUCUCCUCAGGAUACCGCUGAAGCCAUAUACAUCUUAACGUCACACAUCACCUCUACAUUAGAUAGGUCAUCGAAGCAAGUUGUAGCGGAGGACUUCCUUCACCGCUUCAAAUUGCCCGACGAUAUUAGGGAACUCCUUAGAGCUAAGAACGCCUCGAUCCGCGCCUACGAUAGGUAUCCUACCGUGGAUAAUCGUACUCGAAUGUGUGCCCUACAGCGCGACGUAAAGUCUCGCAUCGCCGCCGCGCCGAAGUCCGAGAUGCCAGAUGGUCUGAUUUCUUAGAAAGACUCGCGCCCUCCCAAAGGUCUUACUACCGCUUAGCUCGUACUCUCAAAUCGGAUACGGUAGUAAAUAUGCCCCCCCUCGUAGGCCCCUCAGGCCAACUCGCGGCGUUCGAUGAUGAUGAAAAAGCAGAGCUGCUGGCCGAUACACUGCAAACCCAGUGCACGCCCAGCACUCAAUCCAUGGACCCUGUUCAUGUAGAAUUAGUAGACAGUGAGGUAGAACGCAGAGCCUCCUUGCCACCCUCGGAUGCGUUACCACCCGUCACCCCGAUGGAAGUUAAAGACUUGAUCAAAGACCUACGUCCUCGCAAGGCUCCCGGUUCCGACGGUAUAUCCAACCGCGUUAUUAAACUUCUACCCGUCCAACUCAUCGUGAUGUUGGCAUCUAUUUUCAAUGCCGCUAUGGCGAACUGUAUCUUUCCCGCGGUGUGGAAAGAAGCGGACGUUAUCGGCAUACAUAAACCCGGUAAACCAAAAAAUCAUCCGACGAGCUACCGCCCGAUUAGCCUCCUUAUGUCUCUAGGCAAACUGUAUGAGCGUCUGCUCUACAAACGCCUCAGAGACUUCGUCUCAUCCAAGGGCAUUCUCAUCGAUGAACAAUUCGGAUUCCGUAUAAAUCACUCAUGCGUUCAACAGGUGCACCGCCUCACGGAGCACAUUCUUGUGGGGCUUAAUCGACCAAAACCGUUAUACACGGGAGCUCUCUUCUUCGACGUCGCAAAAGCGUUCGACAAAGUCUGGCACAAUGGUUUGAUUUUCAAACUAUUCAACAUGGGCGUGCCGGAUAGUCUCGUGCUCAUCAUACGGGACUUCUUGUCGAACCGCUCUUUUCGAUAUCGAGUCGAGGGAACCCGCUCCUCCCCACGAACUCUCAUAGCUGGAGUCCCGCAAGGCUCUGUCCUCUCACCCCUCCUAUUUAGCUUAUUCGUCAACGAUAUUCCCCGGUCGCCGCCGACCCAUUUAGCUUUAUUCGCCGACGACACGACUGUUUACUAUUCUAGUAGAAAUAAGUCCCUAAUCGCGAAGAAGCUUCAGAGCGCAGCCCUAGCCCUAGGACAGUGGUUCCGAAAAUGGCGCAUAGACAUCAACCCAUCGAAAAGUACUGCGGUGCUAUUUCAGAGGGGAAGCUCCACACGGAUUUCCUCCCGGAUUAGGAGGAGGAAUCUCACACCCCCGAUUACUCUCUUUAGACAACCCAUACCCUGGGCCAGGAAGGUCAAGUACCUGGGCGUUACCCUGGAUGCAUCGAUGACAUUCCGCCCGCAUAUAAAAUCAGUCCGUGACCGUGCCGCGUUUAUUCUCGGUAGACUCUACCCCAUGAUCUGUAAGCGGAGUAAAAUGUCCCUUCGGAACAAGGUGACACUUUACAAAACUUGCAUAAGGCCCGUCAUGGCUUACGCGAGUGUGGUGUUCGCUCACGCGGCCCGCACACACAUAGACACCCUCCAAUCCCUACAAUCCCGCUUUUGUAGGUUAGCUGUCGGGGCUCCGUGGUUCGUGAGGAACGUUGACCUACACGACGACCUGGGCCUCGAAUUAAUUCGGAAAUACAACCACUCCACCUCUUCAAACGAUUAAGAACUGGGUUGCUAAGUUCGAGGAGACCGGUUCGACGUUAGAUAAACCGCGGUUGGGUCGCCCAAGGACGUCACGUACGGAACAAAACAUAGACACAGUGACACAGUCUAUUCGCGAAAAUCCGACACAGUCAACUCGUAAGCGCGCCAGAGCAUUAAACGUAUCCAGGACAUCGUUACAACGGAUUUUGAAGAAAGAUUUACAUAUGCACCCUUACAAAAUUCAGUUGGUUCAAGAAUUAAAGGAAACUGACGGUAUUCAAAGACAAAAUUAUGCGAAUGAAAUGUUGAAUCGGUUUACUUCCUUCAAUAACAUAAUGUUCUCUGACGAGGCUCAUUUCCAUCUUAACGGGCAUGUUAGUAAACAAAAUUGCCGCUAUUGGAGCCCCAUCAAUCCAAAACUUAAGCAUCAGAAGCCCUUACAUAGUCCGAAAGUGACUGUUUGGGCCGCUAUGUCAGCCCAUGGUAUCCUAGGGCCUUACUUCUUUGAGGAUGGCAGAGGGCGCGCAGUUACUGUUACGUCGGAGCGAUAUGUGGCUAUGAUCGAAGAGUUUUUCAUACCAGAAUUGCAAAACUUUUCAGGUUUAAUGCCAGGACGUGGUUUCAACAGGAUGGGGCCACUUCUCACACCUCUAACACUGCUAUGCCCGUUAUCCGUCAACUUUUUCCUGGCAAAGUUAUCUCUAAGAGAGGAGACAUUUCCUGGCCUCCACGUAGUCCAGAUCUGACCCCGAUGGAUUUUUUUUUGUGGGGCUACCUUAAGGCUAAAGUAUACGACACAAACCCGCGGUCAAUUGAGGCCCUAAAAGAAAACAUCCGCAGAGAAAUGACAAGCAUUUCAGCAGUGACGUGCCGCGCAGUCAUCGACAAUUUUAGACGUCGUUUGCAAGAGUGCCGUGAUCGCAACGGAUUACAUUUAGGAGAUGUUAUUUUCAAAAAAUAAUUCCCGUUUUUUAAGCUUUUUAUGUAAAUAAAAAUUUAAUUCAUAAUGUAAUUAGUUUUAUUUAAAUAAAUUUUUUUCAUAUCAAAGGACUUGUGGGCCACCCUGUACAUGAAGUCAGCGUCGGAACGAUACUUCGAUAAGGCUAUGCGUCAUGAUAAUCGCCUUAUCGUUGCCGCCGCUGACUACUCCCCGAAUCCUGAUCAUGCAGGAGCCAGUCACCGUCGACGCCCUAGACACGUCCUUACGGAUCCAUCAGAUCCAAUAACCGUUGCAUUAGAUGCCUUCAGCUCUAAUACUAGGGGCAGGCUUAGGGACCCCGGUAACCGUACUCGUCGAACUCGACAAAGAGGUCGACGUGCAACCUAACCCAUGCAUCAGCCCGCUGAGUUUCUCGCCGGAUCUUCUCAGCGGGUCGCGAUUCCGAUCCGAUAGUAGAUUCAUUCGCGAAACAAUUGCUCUUGAGUUGUUAGGUCUCCUUCGGAGGCGCUCGGGCAGUUGUUAGCAAAUCCCGCCCUUCUUGGCUGAGCCUUUGCUCGCCCACUUGUCCUGGUGAAACUGGAAAGGCCUUCGGGCCACCAGUAAACUUUCAAUCAUAAAAAAAAAAGGAAUAACAUAAAAUCUGUACAUACAUUUUUGUAAUGAGAGAUAACUAAUUUUUGGUAGGUAUCCAUAUUAUUAUCUUAUUGAAUGGAUUUUUUUUUUCUGAGGAAUUUAAUGAAUUGUUAGGAUUAAUAAAUAUGUAUUAAUUUCUCAAUCUAAAAUGAAACAGGGUUAUAGUGAAGUGCAUUUGAUACGAAUGUUGCUUGUAAUACAGUUCAGCCAAAUAAGAGGAACAAAUUGACUUCUACGGUGAAGGAAUAGCAUCGUGCAAUAAAAAUCAAACCCGCAAAAUUAUAAUUUGCGUAAUUACUGGUGGUAGGACCUCUUGUGAGUCCGCACGGGUAGGUACCACCGCCCCGCCUAUUUCUGCCGUGAAGCAGUAAUGCGUUUCGGUUUGAAGGGUGGGGCAGCCGUUGUGACUAUACUGAGACCUUGGAACUAUAUCUCAAGGUGUGUGGCGCAAUUUACGUUGUAGAUGUCUAUGGGCUCCAGUAACCACUUAACAUCAGGUGGGCUGUGAGCUCGUCCACACAUCUAAGCAAUAAAAAAAGAAGAAGAUUAAAACAAGUAUUACCAUAGUGCUCCAAAUAAUAUCUAAACGUAACUAAUCGAACUAACUAGCCUCUAGAAAUACAGCAUGCAAUAGACUAGGUAAGUGUUGAGAGGUGGUGGUAUUGUUCGAUGCAGUCGGUAUCGUUAGACAGUAGUGCAAAGAUGUGGCGGUGGUUGGUAUUAUGGCAAGCUUCGGUGUUACUUGUCGGCGGAACCCUUGACUUUGGCUACUUCACGCAGAAACGGCUUUUUACGCAACCUACAGAGGUACAUUUUAAUUUAGUUGUUUAAUAGCAUUUCUGCGAAAUUUGGGCUAUUCGAUCGGCGAACUGCUGUUUUUCGAUGCUUCACUCAAACUUAAAUUUAUUAAAUUAAUUUUAAAACGAAUAUAGUUAUUCGAUUUUCAGAAAUCGUUUUUUUUUUGUGUAAAUUUACGAACAUUGAAUUUAUCCAAGAUAUUAUUAGUUAAAGACUUAAUCAGAAUUUAUCUGAUUUUAUAUAUAGAGUGAUGCAUUAGAAUAUAGAGUAUACUUUCCUGUUCCCUAAAAUUAAACAUUACUUAGGAAAACUACUAACUAAUGUUGAACAAAAUGAGAAUUUUUAAGGCUUAAUAGCAAGAAAGUCUUAAGUGGAAAAGAGAAAUGUUACUUAUUAUAUUUGUGCGUGUUUAAUAGUAAGUUAGUGUCCAUAUAGAUAACGUGCUAACUUACGGGUUUAAUUACUAAUGAUGAACGAAUAUCACGCUUCCAAUAGCGUCGUAAUUACAAGACCGACAUGAUAUAUUGUUUUUAUUGACAAUUAGAUAAGUUGGGAAAUAAGCGAUUUUUACUACUGGUCAUGAAAAUUAUAGUUAGAAAAAAUAUUGUUAAUGGUAUUAUGAAAAACCACUACUACUAUCACUAGGUGGGCCGGAAGUUCCUCUGUGUUGAUCUACAGUAUUCCAAAGAUCCUUUUGGCCCUGGAAUUAGUUCUCGUGUUUUUUGAACGCUAUGACAUGUCUUUAAACAAGGUUUGAAGAGAGUGAUUGCUGAUGUAUAUGAGCGAUUGUGAUCACUCACCAUCAGACGGGUCGCGUGCUCCUCUGCCUACGAUGACAAAAAAUAUAACACUUAUUUUCUAUUUGUGAAACAUUGCUAUCUGAUCUACUGUCCAACUAUCACAUUAAUUUGUUGAAACUACAUGUGCGUCAUCUGUGGUUUGAUACUGAGCGGUGCUAUGACAGAGAGCUUCGCUGAAUACCCAAAAACAAUGCAAUGUUUGACCAGAUAAAAUAAAACGGUAGAUUUGUAUAAAAAUAUUCAAAGAUGUUAUGGAUUUUGCGUAAAAUCCUGUUUCCGAGUUUCUGUCGCCUAUGUUUUCUGUUUUGUCACUUAAUUACACGACAUGCAACAUUUACUUGUGUAAUUACCAAAGCGUGUAAAUAUAGAUACAUACACCUGAGAGCAGUUACCGAUAACUUGUGCACACGAACGCAUUGCUUACUUUUAAACUGAGUUACUAAGUCUCCUUAAUGGGAAUUCUAUUGCCUUUUCGCAUUGAUGUGAUUUGCUGAUGGGUUUUGUUACAGGUAAACUGUGCAGGAUACUCCAAAUUUAAUAUCGAUCACUUUCCUGAUCUAAUACACGCAGGUUGGCGCAGAAGUACUGAUUUAGGUGAAAAAAUGUUACAACAGCCUUCGUUAACGAAAAAAAUUUCUCGUAGAUAUAAUGAUCUUUUACCGCCGAGCGCUGAUGACAUUGUGAAAGAACAUGCUAAAUUAGUGCAGGAUAUUAACAGCUUGAAACAAGUCGUAUUUAUUGCACCAUUUCCCGAUGAUAACAGGGAUUAUGAUGAUUCCGUAUUUCAUGAAAUCAUUGAAACGACUUCUACUGUUAGACCCACAUCAACUAAACGUCCAAGAAGGCCAAUGAGACAUAGUUCUAUACCUAUUAUCUACCUAGGAGGCGCCAGUCAAAGUCACGUAGUAAAAAGUUCUCCAUUAGAGUUUCCAAGGCCCACUAUAAGUCUCAUAGGGACGACAUCAUCGCCAGCUUUACAUCCCUAUCCGUUCGUGAUGAAACCGCGAAAACCGUUUAAAUUUUGUAUACCCCCUGUACCUUUAAUUUAUACCACAACCACCCGACGGCCUUCAUUUUGGGAACGAUUCUUCAAAUCGAUAAUACCUAAAUAAAUUUGAUAUAUUAGUAAUAAUUUGUAACUGAAAAUAAGUAUGCUCGAAACCCUAGAUAAUAAAAAAAAAAUGGUGGACUCCGAUUUUCCUCUUUUUGUUCAGUUAUUAAAUUUGUAUAAAUAGUGGAUUGAUAACUGUCUACUGUCUGUUAUGAUUUAAUUUAUUUUAAGCUACAUACUUGUAUCAAAUUACUACACUAAAUUAAAAAAAAACCAUAUAAUUAAUAAACUUAGAAACCACAUAAUAAAAUUUUUGUUAAAGUUUUAGGGCAGACAGUAUUGACAAAUAAGUAUUAAAUUGUAGUAAUAAGGUGUAUGUAUUUUGUAUUUAAAUUAAAAGCUUGUUAUAAUUAAACAAA